GAUAUGGAGUUCUCUUAUGCUAAAGAUGUAUUCAAAAUAAUGUGAAGUGAAGAUUUGAUGUUUUUUCAUAUCAUUUGGGUGCUUCGUUAUAAUGUUAGUUCAUUUAAUUUAACAUCAAGUAUUUUUUUUUUAUUUUGAUAAUAAAAGUUAGACAAGGAGGAAUAAUAAUUCGAUAGCACCGUACCUGUGUAAGCCAGGGAAAUAGUCCAUGUACAUGUGUACAUUAAGGAAUAAUGUUAGAGUCAGGAUGAUGAAAGGUAGGAAGAGUAUGAUUGGCUCUCCACGCAUGUCACGUGCAAGAGUUCUUCCAAUCAGUACGGCCGGUUCAAGACAAAGCCAGGGUCAUAGGUUAGAAAGGCUGAAAACAGAGAACGCUUCUUUCUUGGAAGUAACGCCGUUAGCAGCGAAUAGCGCUGCCCAGCGACGUAGCAUUAAAUACGAAAACACAUACAAACUUGAAGCUGAAAAGAACUUUGUGAGUUUGGAGAUUGAGAAAGCGGCGGAGAAAAUAUUAGUGGACUAUUUACAUGACAAAGAGUAUGAGCCAGCUCAGUGUAAAACGUAUAGUCAGCAGCUAAGUUCCCGGAUAUUAGAAACAAUAAAAGACAUGGGAUAUGGACACUUUAAAAUGGUAUGCAUUGUUUCCAUUGGCUCAAUGAAAGAAAGACCAGGAAUGCAGUUUGGUUCUCGAUGCCUAUGGAAUAAAGAAACAGACAACUUCAUCAGUGCUAAAUUUAGUAACACAUCUCUCUUUGCGGUUGCUAUGGUUUACGGGUUGUACUAUGACUGAAACUACGUGUGUGAAGAGUACCAAAUAAGAUUAUAAAAUAAUUAAUAUAAUAGCUAUUCAUCUCGGUCAUCCGUCUGCUUCAAAUGAUAAUGUUUUUGUUUUAUCUUUCAUACAUUUAAUUACGACGGUGCUCAUUGCAGACCUAGAGCGAUCUUCUGCGCAUAUCCGGAGGUGAUUAUCAAUUGGAGCGCACGGCAAAAAUACGCAAAUUAUUGCAUCUCCGCGCGCAUUUAGUGUAUAGUAUGUAUAAUAUACUGACUAAAGGUUAUUCACAGUAUUACCAUGGGGUAUUACCAUGGUUACAAAGUAUAUACACCAAAUAUUCAAAUUGCUAAAAUCUGGUAUAUACCGGAGUCUGUAAUUUAUACAUGCGCUCGAGGUCUGCAGUGAGUCACAGUCUUUAAUAACAUUUUGUUCAUAGUAAGAUUUAAUCAAAGGAAGUCUGAGAUAAUUCUACAGAAUAAAUAACUUUAACAUUUUCUCCAUUUUAAAAUUCACUUUUAGUAAUGUUUGUAAUACUGAAAUUCUGUGCACUUGUAACGUAUUGCGGUACCAAAUAUGUGCAGUUAUUAAAACUUCAAAAACAUUUAGACCGCAAGAGCUUAAAAAGCUCUCCGUCAUUUGAGUUUUAAUCCCUACUCUCAUUUUCAGCCGACUACAGUAUAUAUGAACAGGUAAAUACUGUGGACUCUUUCUCGUCUGGUUGUUCUUAGUGCUUUUAAAUUUAUUCAUUUUUGUAUUUGGCGUGAACUAUUUCUCGUCUACUUUAUGUAUUGACAAAAUAAAAGAGUUGAAUGCAUCAA
This is a messenger RNA of Mercenaria mercenaria, 1593 nucleotides long. RefSeq names its product dynein light chain Tctex-type 5-like. Gene Ontology annotation, biological process: microtubule-based movement. The record is from RefSeq and is a predicted model, not a curated record. Bases 209 to 790 code for a protein of 193 amino acids. Lineage: Eukaryota; Metazoa; Mollusca; Bivalvia; Venerida; Veneridae. Gene Ontology annotation, cellular component: cytoplasm; cytoplasmic dynein complex. Gene Ontology annotation, molecular function: dynein intermediate chain binding. The transcript is spliced from 2 exons.